Aspergillus pseudoviridinutans is the source of this 732-nucleotide messenger RNA. RefSeq names its product GNAT family N-acetyltransferase. Gene Ontology annotation, molecular function: acyltransferase activity, transferring groups other than amino-acyl groups. The coding region runs from base 1 to 732 and encodes 243 amino acids. The transcript has 3 exons. The record is from RefSeq and is a predicted model, not a curated record. NCBI's taxonomy places the organism in Eukaryota, Fungi, Ascomycota, Eurotiomycetes, Eurotiales, Aspergillaceae.
AUGAGGAGCGCAAGGCAAAUUCGUAUCCGACCUGAAACAAAAUCCGAUGCAUCAUCAAUUGAUGAAGUCACUUCAGCUGCAUUUGCGAAUGCUGAGCACACAGACCACAACGAGCAAUCCAUUGUCCGCGGCCUCCGCGGAGCGAACCAUCUAUCUGUCUCUCUAGUUGCAGAAGACGAAGUUACACAGACAAUUGUGGGCCAUGUCGCUGUCUCGCCUGUCAAUAUCUCGGAUGGUAGUGAGAAUUGGUACGGGCUAGGGCCCAUCUCCGUAUUGCCUGAGUACCAAGGGAACGGCAUAGGGUCGAUCUUAAUAGAACGUGCGAUGGCAGAUAUUCAGACUCGCCAUGCGGCUGGGUGUGUUGUAUUGGGAAGCCCGAAAUACUACACGCGUUUUGGUUUCAAGGCAGAGCCUUCUCUGCAACUACCAGGAGUGGCACCAGAAUAUUUCAUGGCUCUCACAUGGCGUAAGCCAACACCUAUUGGGACUGUAACAUAUCACAAAGCUUUCGAGGCUGAGGAGCCUAGCUAUCCGACCGGUAUGAAAGCCGGCAUUUCGGGAUUGGCUUUUGGCGCGUUCUUCCUCCUCUGCCUGCUGGUCUACUACAUCUUUGAGAACCGGCGCCGCGACGCCCUGUAUGGUCCGCCGGCGCAGCUGACCGAGGAGGAGCAGGCCCAGGGAUUGUCAAACAAGCCCGACCAGGAGAUAGAGAGUUUCCGUUACCUUAUGUAA